This is a messenger RNA of Racocetra persica, 190 nucleotides long. The record is from the annotation of a GenBank genome assembly. NCBI's taxonomy places the organism in Eukaryota, Fungi, Glomeromycota, Glomeromycetes, Diversisporales, Gigasporaceae.
CAUAAGCAAUGUUAUAAGCAAAUGGUCGGUGGAUUUCUUGAAAUCGCACCAUAACCAUAAUUCAAUAUUCAAACAUGACUUUACUAGCAUUAAUAAUGAAAUUAAUGUAAGGAUAUUGCAUUAUCAGAAUAAUGAAUUGCAGGAUGUUGAAAUUGUCUUAAUUUUGAAUAAUGAGAUUCCGAAAUUUUUG